Messenger RNA from Stomoxys calcitrans (stable fly), 330 nucleotides. Its product is annotated as keratin-associated protein 19-2. The transcript has a single exon. The record is from RefSeq and is a predicted model, not a curated record. The coding region runs from base 1 to 330 and encodes 109 amino acids. Lineage: Eukaryota; Metazoa; Arthropoda; Insecta; Diptera; Muscidae.
AUGCGUCUGUUGCUAUUGCUGUCAUGUAUUGCCUUCGUUUGGGUUGUAAGUACCGCACUACCUGCUGACAAGGAAGCGAAGGAAAACCCCGUUACAUUAUUGGAUGUAGCCGAUGCUGGUCAAAAUCAUGCAAAGAGUGCCGAACGCCAGACUAGAUAUUAUGGAUAUGGAUAUGGUCCAGGUUGGGGCUGGGGUGGCGGUGGAUGGGGCUACGGCGGUGGUUGGGGUUAUGGUCGUGGAUGGGGUUAUGGCGGCGGCUGGGGCUAUCCUGGCUAUGGCUAUGGCGGUGGUUUUUAUGGCUAUCCCGGAUGGGGCUUUGGCUUUGGCUAA